GUUUCGUUGCCGUUAAACGUUAAUCUUGAUGAUGUUGGUUUGAUGGCCGACACUAGUGAAUCUGUGACCCUGACCUGUGUGGCUAGUUACAGCCCCCGACAACCAUCUGGGUAUGGUUGGAGCAAAGAUGGAGCGGGGCUCUCUGACACAACCUCCUCUCUUACCAUACCAUACAACAAUGCCAGUAAUAUCUACAAUACCUCUUGUACAAGAAAGCUCCCUUCAGCCAGAGGAGUCCAGUGUAAUUCAACCUACCGAUGCUCUACAUCACUUUCUGGAAUACAAGGCAGUUAUCUGACCACUGCAAAUGUUAUAGUGUCCUUAAGUAAGCAACAAUUUGUGUGUACCUUGGAACGCCUUUUUGCUUGUUAUUGUGAUUGUGAAAAUUAAUUUAAUAUAUGAGAUCACGCAGUUUUCAAUAACUAACAUAAUUUAAGUCCUUUAUAAGGACACGAAAAUAUUGCAUUCCAGCCAUACAUGACUGUAAACGGUAUUAUAUGAACAAGGAAGUACUUUCUAAAAAAUACCUCAACCUUUAACGUAUUCUAAGUGGGUAACGUAUUUUUAACGCGUUUGUUUAUUCGUUGAUUUUGUCACUUGUUCAACAGUUUAAGUGCUGGGUAUUAGAUAAACUUAUAAAUAAGGCUCAUUUUGAGGCACAUUUUUGUUGUUUUCAGAGAAACCAGGCCAGCCAGUUGUUCAAGUUAAUCCAAGUGACGUUAAAGCAAAAUCAGCAUUAGUCACAUGGCCGUAUAAUCCUGGAGCCGAUGAAAUGCCUGUAACUGCCUACAAUCUUGAGUAUCGAAAUAGUACCUCCACACUUGAUAUACAUUUGGGACUUGUAUUAAGUACACGGAUUAUCAACCUCAAGCCAUACACAGCCUACAGUGUUAGGGUGUUAGCCAACAGUGUCUUAGGAAAGAGUCUGUGGAGUAAUUUCACGAAUUUCACAACAAAAACUGCCAGUAAGUGAUGAUGCAAAUUAGAUGCAGUGCUAAGAAUGAUAAUUUAUAUAAUACGUUCUUGUUCCAAAACACUGACCACCGCAUCGUUUUAGCGACUCCACUCAAUCGGGUAAUGAAAUAUUAACUACUGGAGUUAUCAUCUUAUAUCUUUCCAUUAAAAUCUGAAAACCUGUGACACAGAAAGGAGUGUAUGCAAACUAAAUCGGCGUUUUUCCUUGGAGUAAUCAGGCGUCCGGUUAUAGGAUAGACUGAACUAUUCAGAUUGAGUAUCAAUCGAUCUAAACUUAACUUGUACUUUUCCCUUUUAGGGCCUGAAGUCGAUGUCCAGAUCGUGAGUGUGACAAGCCAUAAUUCGCAAACAAUUCUUGUGAAAUGGCAGGUAAACAUCAGAUUUAUUUUAACAAAAACUCCUUCGAGUCCAUAAGUACUUCGUUUCUCAGGAGGGUUGCCUAUUAUUUCCAUGCUUCUCCAAAGACUAUUACCCAGUCGCUAUUGAGGUGCGCUGAUCUUUCCCUCGCCCCUUCCCACAACUCUUCCCUCUCCCCCUCCGCCUCAAUCCUCUGUUACCCCGAAACGCAUAACUCAUAAAUGGUGACUGUGUAGGAGUCUGGUUUCCUCAGACAGAAAAACCUGUGUAACCAGUGCCAUCUUUGUUCAUUUAAUAUGUUCACGGCUUUGUGUAAACAAGAAAAAAAAGGUUAGGCUUGAAAUUGUCUACAUCAACCCCGCAAAUUUAUCAUUUUGAGUGGAUUUUACUGUUAAAAGGUUUGAAAAUAAACAUAGGUAAUGGGGAGGAGACUGGUUAUUAAAGCCGGCGAACAUCAGUUUUGGGCUGCAGUUUAUGAAGUGAGGUCCAUGACAUAACACAAUCCAUUGUUUUUUAUUCAUGAAUUGUGACUGACUGAAUAAAUGCGGUUUGAUAGAAAUGAUAUAGAAAGUUAUGCAACGUCAAGCCCCUAAAAAGCUAACAAAAACACAUUGAAAAAAAAACUUUGACUAGCUUCAUAUACUCCACUUAAUUAACUAUGGUAUAAAGUAUAUAAAAUAUAUUUGCAACAGCUGUGGAUUCACAAGUAUGUCUAAAAGAACGAAGAAGGAGGACCAAUACAAAAAACAGUAGCAACAUAUUACACGGAGGAGGAUUUUCUUGUUAGAUAUUUACCGUAAUCUGCGGCGGUCCCGCGGUCUCCUAAUUCUGGUCUCGCAGUUAUGACAGUAGUGACUUGCAAGCAAAUGUCAGAAGAUAACCAUGGGUAUGUCCGUAUGAGCAUGCAAGGCAGUUAAAUGGGAGGAGAGGUUACUUAAGGAUGUAUUACUUGAACACUAAUUUAGUCAUGUAUGUUCAUGUCCAAGACACCAAGCACCACCAAUUUAAACGGACCCUUUAGAGGGUACAGCAUUGAAUACAAGGAAAAAGGGAAACCUUCAUGGACAACAGUCAAUGUCAGUGACUCAUCAACCGAGAAGACUUUACAGAGCCUGAAGAAAUGGACAGUAUAUUUCAUUAGAAUCGCAGUCAGUAAUGGCCACUUUCUUGGUCCACAUAGUCCUGAAAAGCAAGUUCGGACGCGAGAAGAUGGUUUGUAUAAUCCUUAACUUAAACGUGUUUUACUUCAGCUUUUUUUUUUUUUUGUUCUACAAGUAUCUGCUUCUUUUCCCCCUUGAUCACUUCCUAAACACGAACAACUCUGUCUCUUCUUAUAUUUAGCUCCAAGCAAACCUCUGAUGCUGGUCAUCAACUUACAAGAGCCAAGUGAAAGUACAAUGCCCAGAAUGACGGUCAACUGGCAACAACCUGCUGAACAAAAUGGUUUCAUCAGAAAAUACAGAUUACUUUUCACCUACACCAUUGAUGGAAGGCAAACUACCAUUACAAGUGAAACAAAUAAUAAGACCUUUAGGUACAGUCUAGAUGUUUUCGGUGGAAUUCAGUACAGUGUUGAAAUUUGGGCAGAAACUGUUAAACCCGGGCCAAUGCUAACUGGAACUAAACAAGUACCAGAAUACAGUGAGUAUUUACUUUUCAGUUUCCUGCUCUCAGUGCUGUUGUAUCAGCGGCCCUUUGAACAGAUGAUUUGUGUAAACGGAAUUCGUAAGGUAACGGAAAUGAUAAGCACUGGGAAGCUACAUCUCUGAGCUGUAAGUCCCAGAAAUAAAAGAAAGAUACUCCUCUUACUUAAAAUGCCCUAUAACUCCUACAAAGAGAGAGGAAGAUUCGCAAGUCCAUAUGUUGAAUUACUUCUGCCAAUGAGCAUCGUGGUCAGGGAAAUUUAUGGUGUGUGUUAACUAAUUAUACGGUUAAAUUUUUCACCCUAUAAUUCAAUAAAUAAUGCCAUUUUACAAUUUUUAGGUUAUCACAAGUUUUUAUUCUCACCAGUUGCUUUUUUUAAAAUUCUUUUUGCAGAACCAAGCACGUCGCCUCAAAACAUAACCUCUAAAAAAAUAAACGAAACAACUUACAGAAUAAGUUGGAAUCCUCUUUCCAGAGACAAGAGCAAUGGUAGAGUGGUCGCUUAUGAAGUGAAUCAGACGAGGCUUUCUACUUCACGUAAUGCAAGAUCCGUAUGCACUCCGUCAGUCCUACAAAACGCAACAGAUACAUUUGUUGUUUUAACUGGUCUUUCAUCUUGUUCUAUUUAUAAAGUUGAAGUACGAGCCUACACUUCUGCUGGCCCAGGAGUCUUUGGUAGACUUACUCGUAACAUCGCGAAUUCAGGUACUUCGAUGUAGUCAGAUCUGCUUAAUACGAACACAAAAUCGGGACAGAGCCAAGCAUGCGCGUUAUAGAGAUUGUCCCUUUAUAGUCGGGGAGAUAGAGAUAGGUAAAGUUUUGCAUCUUUGAGAAGAACUGUCCAAAAAAGAGAGGCGUUGGGAUUAGGUAUCUCCAAGGGAAAUUGAAUGGCUUCUUCGACAGUUAGAACUACCAUUAAGCUAUCCAAGAAAACUUUCCGUUCCAAAGAAAGCACAUUACGCAGUUUUGAGUGAUUUUUCGAUAAUGUUCUUUGCCGGAAGGGCGAUAUAUUUGACUGUUCUCAUACAUUAUAAGUGUGUCCAUCCCUUGCAAUCAUUGCAAAUGAUCAUUACCGAUUGUUGUAGUUCCUGGGGAACCAACUGACGUGAAGACGGAAAAUCCUGGUAAACGGAGCAUAACCUUGCGGUGGGGUAAACCGAAACUACACGGGGAUGAUAUAAGACGUUACAAGGUAACCUUCGACUUUUUUAUAAAGAAAAUUUAG
This is a messenger RNA of Porites lobata, 4201 nucleotides long. The record is from the annotation of a GenBank genome assembly. Lineage: Eukaryota; Metazoa; Cnidaria; Anthozoa; Scleractinia; Poritidae.